UUUGUACCUGAAAAAUCCCAUAUAGACCAAUCCAAAACUUCUGCCUGCCUAUUUACCAAUACCAGUCGAAAAAAUGCAGCCCAAUGAGUUAACACAACUCGAUAGUCUACUUUCUUCAGACCUAAACCAAUACCCUUCUCAUUUUGGCCUAAUUCACAACAACACACCAGCAUAUCAAUUUAACAGAUUUUCUAAUUUGUAUCAACUUCCCCCAGUUCAAGAAUUCAAUCCCCAAUCGACAUGUAACUGGACUUCGGAUGAAGCCGAUGAACACCAAGUCAGGGUUAUAAACGAGAGGAAGCGACGACGAAUGAUAUCAAACCGAGAAUCUGCACGACGAUCACGUAUAAGGAAGCAAAAGCAACUCGAUGAGCUUUGGUCACAAGUUGUCUUGCUCCGAAACGUGAAUCAUCAACUGAUAGACAAAUUGAACUGGGUUUCGGAGAGCCGUGAUCAAGCAGUACAAGAAAAUUCUCAGCUAAAAGAAGAGGCUUCUGAGCUUCGUCAAGUUAUCACAUACAUGCAGCCCCAAAGUCCCUGUCGUAAUCUGAUCAUAGAUUUUGAUGAUCAUGAAUAAUGAAUUGACUUAACUCAGGGCCAGAACUGAAUAAUUAUAUGAAGAAUUGCUUUGUGGAGAUGAAUCAGGGUUUAAUUUUA
This is a messenger RNA of Olea europaea var. sylvestris, 657 nucleotides long. Its product is annotated as basic leucine zipper 43-like. Bases 74 to 577 code for a protein of 167 amino acids. The record is from RefSeq and is a predicted model, not a curated record. The transcript has a single exon. Gene Ontology annotation, biological process: regulation of DNA-templated transcription. Gene Ontology annotation, molecular function: DNA-binding transcription factor activity. NCBI's taxonomy places the organism in Eukaryota, Viridiplantae, Streptophyta, Magnoliopsida, Lamiales, Oleaceae.